This is a messenger RNA of Coffea eugenioides, 1564 nucleotides long. RefSeq names its product protein PELOTA 1. The transcript has 16 exons. The coding region runs from base 136 to 1272 and encodes 378 amino acids. Gene Ontology annotation, biological process: nonfunctional rRNA decay; nuclear-transcribed mRNA catabolic process, non-stop decay; ribosome disassembly. Lineage: Eukaryota; Viridiplantae; Streptophyta; Magnoliopsida; Gentianales; Rubiaceae. Gene Ontology annotation, cellular component: cytoplasm. The record is from RefSeq and is a predicted model, not a curated record.
AUAACCAUCAUAGGACUCGGGAGCCACCUGGAUGCCUUGUAUUCUUAUAUUCAUGGUCCAUAAACGAAACACGACAUCAUUGAACUAAACAAAAUACGCACGACCCCCCAGCAUUCGCGGUCCAGUCAAGGCAAGAUGAAGAUCGUUCGUAGAGACCUAGUACCCGAUGGCCCUGGUAGUGUCAAGAUGGUUCCCGAAGAAGCAGACGAUUUGUGGAUUGCUUAUAAUUUGAUUGCUGAGGGCGACACUGUCUUAGCUGUUACUGUCAGGAAAGUUCUGAGGGAAACAGCUUCCGGAGAAAGAGAUUCCGAAAGGGUAAAGCUCAGAUUAGAAGUUAAGGUUGAGACAAUGGAGUAUGAUAAAGAAGGGUCUGCUUUACGUAUUCGGGGAAAGAAUGUUCUGGAGAAUGAAUAUGUCAAGAUAGGUGCAUUCCACACGCUGGAAAUUGAGCCACAUCGACCUUUUGUCUUAAGGAAGGAAGUCUGGGACUCACUGGCUUUAGAGGUACUCCACCAAGCAUCUGAUCCAUCUGCCAGUGCUGAUCUAGGAGUGGUUUUAAUGCAAGAAGGAUUGGCCCAUAUUUUUCUUGUUGGUAAAAGUGUAACUAUCACCCGUUCUCGUAUAGAGACAUCAAUACCUCGCAAGCAUGGGCCUGCAGUUGCAGGUUAUGAUAAAGCUUUGAACAAAUUCUUCGAAAAUGUCCUAAAGGCAUUUCGUCAACAUAUUGACUUCAAUGUUGUUCGUUGUGCUGUGAUCGCAAGUCCUGGAUUUACAAAGGAUCAAUUUCAUCGUCACCUACUGUUGGAGGCAGAAAGGAAGCAACUGAGACCUAUUAUAGAGAACAAGUCUCGCAUAGUACUUGUGCAUACAACAUCAGGAUACAAGCAUAGUUUGAGAGAGGUUUUGGAUGCACCAAAUGUUAUGAAUAUGAUAAAAGAUACAAAAGCCGCUAAAGAGGUCCAAGCCCUGAAAGAAUUCUUCUCAAUGCUUUCAAAUGAUUCUGAUCGUGCAUGCUACGGGCCAAAGCAUGUUGAAGUUGCUCAUGAACGGAUGGCAGUCCAGACACUUCUCAUCACUGAUGAGCUCUUCAGGAGUUCUGAUAUAGAAGCGAGGCAAAAGUAUGCCAAUUUGGUGAAAUCAGUCAAGGAGUCAGGCGGCACUGCUUACAUCUUCUCAUCCAUGCAUGUUUCAGGAGAACAGCUGGCACAGCUGUCUGGUAUUGCUGCAAUUCUUCGCUUUCCUCUCCCAGACCUAGAAGAUAUAGAGAUGUGAUAGGAGAGUUGCGAAACUGAUAGCUCCAUAUGUGGUUGUACAAUUACUACUAUUAUUUCUUUCCUCAAGUUCUUUAUGUACCACCAGUGAUGAAACUUUACUUUCUUUUUUUUUUUGAGGGAGGAUAAAACUUUAGCACUAAAUUUAUAGGCCAUGGAGGAGGCUUUACAAGGGGGAUUUAACCUAUAGGCUGUAUGUAUACUGGUUUUUGACCAAGUAAUCUACAUCCAUUGUUGUAGUUCGCAAGCUACUUUCUUGAUAAGAACGGUCAUGGUACCUUACUCUUGCCGCA